Messenger RNA from Monopterus albus (swamp eel), 3940 nucleotides. RefSeq names its product protein FAM65A-like. Bases 97 to 3102 code for a protein of 1001 amino acids. The transcript is spliced from 22 exons. NCBI's taxonomy places the organism in Eukaryota, Metazoa, Chordata, Actinopteri, Synbranchiformes, Synbranchidae. The record is from RefSeq and is a predicted model, not a curated record.
UCUUACCCACCACCUAAAAUUCCUCAACCAGAGCGACUGGAUCAGGUCUAUGACGCACUGAAAAAAGGUCUUCAGUCUUACCUGCAGGUUCAUCAGAUGGACUUGGAUAGCCUCAGCAAACAGAUUAAAGAAUCAAAGAGGAACUCCAGACUGGGUUUCCUGUAUGAACUGGACAAGCAAGUGAAGGUGACCAAGAGGUACAUAAGACGACUGGAGUUUCACCUUAGUAAGAUUGAGGAGUUGUAUGAAGCCUAUUGUCUGCAGAGGAGACUCAGGGAUGGAGCCGAGAAGAUGGUGAAGGCGUACACUGCCUCACCAGGAAGUAAGGAGGCCCGGGAGAGUUUAGCAGAAGCCAGUAAAGGAUACAAAGAGUACACAGAGAACAUGUGUGUGUUAGAGAGCGAGUUGGAGAACCAGCUGGGGGAGUUCCACAUUAAGAUGAAAGGUCUGGCUGGAUUUGCUAGAUUGUGCUCUGGUGACCACUAUGAGAUUGUUAUGAAGUAUGGUCGGCAGCGUUGGAAGCUCCGAGGCCGAAUAGAGAUCAAUGCUAAACAGGUGUGGGACAGUGAAGAGGCGGUGUUUCUUCCGCUCAUCAAUGAGUUUCUCUCUGUAAAGGUGACAGAGCUGAAGAGCUUAGCCAGUCACAUAGUUGUUGGAAGUGUUUCCUGUGAGACUAAGGACCUGUUUGCUGCACAACCUCAGACAGUUGCUGUGGAUAUUAAUGACCUCGGGACUAUUAAGCUGAGCCUUGAAUUCAUCUGGAAUCCAUUUGAUAAAGAUGACCAGGGGUCAGUGGCAAGCUCUGUCAACAAAGCUCCACCUGUCAAUAAGAGAUUCUCAGCCAUCUUCAACCAGAGCCCACCUGACACACCAUCUUUACGUGAACAAGCCUUCUAUAACAUGCUCCGCCAGCACGAGGAGUUAGAGAAUAGAACAGCAUGGUCUAAUUCAUCUGAAUCUUCUGAUGACUCGUCUAGUCCUCGGCUGAAUGUAGGAGGGCUACGCACCUCUGCAACUCAUAAGUCAGUCGUGAUGACACCAGAAAUUCAGCCAGUUGUAACAAGAAGUACCUCCUCACAGCCCAACAUCUCAUUUUGCCUCAGAGACUCUUCCUUCUCAAAUCCAGACUUCGCCAUCAAAGUCAACGCUAUCAGUGAGGUUCCCAACACACAAAAACACCAAGCAGAGAACAACAGGGAAGAGGAGAAUGAGGCAGUCACUGUGAUGACAAAGCCAGACAGUGAGGAUGAAGGGAAACAGUCUCCCAUUGCAACAGGGAAUGGGGCGGUGGCCAACAGUCACACCUCACGCAGCUACUAUUUGCGCACUCUGAGCCACAUUAGUGAAAGCAGCAUUGAUGGCACUGUACUGAUUGACAGAUCAGUCAGUGAAUCAAAAGAGGUGAUGUCUUUAGCCUCCAGUAUUCCCAUCAAUGACACUAAAAUGGCCAUACCCAGCAGAACUCCUGAUCCACCCAACUCUGCUGCUACAGAGAUUAAUGUGUCAUCAAGGAGACUCUGUGUCAUUAAAGGAAACACAAUAUCUGAUGAUGUCAUAAAUCAGCACCAAGCUGGGAAACAACAAGAUUCAUCCAGCUCUGUCCCCAUACCCCUCUCUACACGGACAGAAGAAAUGGACCCUAACACUCAAACAAAAAUCAACACACACCCAGACCUAGAGUGCAACACACUGCCAGAAAGUGUGGAUGGGACAUAUGUAGCCCAGCGGGUGCCAGUGGUGGGGGAGAUGCCAGGUCCAGAUGCAGAUCGUCUGUCCAAAGAGGGUGAUGGUCCAGUGGACAGCAGGCUGGAGGAUGCCCUGGGAGCUUUGGUUUCCUCUCUGGAUGAUUACAGAGGACAGUUUCCUGAGUUACAAAUACUAGAACAAGAGCUUAAUUUGCUGCAAGCUACAUUAAAGGUUGGCAGACACAGCCGUUCUCCCAGUGUGGUUAGCCUUACAGUGGAAACAGCUCUGGGCAGCUUUGACUUCCUCAACACAUCUGACUGGGAAGAGGAAGAGGAUGAAAAUGGUGACAAGAGGAGUAGAAAUAGCAGGUCACCACAGACCAGAGGCUUGGACAGCACCCCCUACCCCACAUCCCCCCUCACUACAGGGUGCACUGCCCUAGACUCUUCCCUGGUCAUCCAUUUGAAGAACUGCAGUGCACAGCUUUUGCAUCUGGGUAUGUUUGGCCCUCUGCGGUGUGGAGAGAUGUACGCCUUAGACAGACUGCUGAGAGAGGUUCAAGUGCUCAAAAUCAUCCGAUGCAUCUCCAAGGAUAACCCAAAGCACUUCAGACAGCCUGCUGAAGUAAUACCACAGCUGGGCCUGUGCUUGGGGGCUGUGUCACUGUGGCAGCAGUGCGUGGGGCAGGGCAGUGUGUACAGCGUCUCUGCUGAAAAUGUCCUGAUUACACUGUCUACAGCUUACUGCAACAUACUGCCUGAAAGGGCCAGACGCAUGGCAGAUGCAGUGUUCUUGUGUCUGGUUGAGCGAGUGCUGGAUCAGAGGUUACCACGGCGAGGUAGCAACAGAGACAAGGUGAUGAUGACACUGUUCCAGCUGUGGAGUUACAUAGAUGCCAUCGGUAUCACUGACAUGAAAGGACACAUCACUGACCUGGCAGAAGAGGUGUGGUUGGUGCAGAGGCUGGCAUCAUGUGACCAGGAUGUGAUCGUUCACACUUUGCGGCAUCCUGCAGAGUGCAGUCUGAAGAGAGAAGGGCUUCAUGCUGUGGCCAAAUUACUGAAAGACCCACGAGGCAAAGUGUCGGCCUCUGCCAGUUCUGUACUUAGAGGCCUGGCUGCUCAGCCCAGACAGAGAGAGCAGGCUCUGGUCAGCUGUCUGGAGCUGCUGGAAGAUGAGAAUGUGGACAUCAGAGUCUGUGGAUGCAAGGCCUUAGCUUGUCUCAAGGCCAAAGAAAGCAUUGACCAGUUGGUGUAUCUUUGUCAGACAGACAAAGAGGAAGUCAGAGAUGCUGCUAAACAAGCGCUGCUAGUGCUCGGCGAGGAGGGGAAGAUGGCCCACAGGCAUGUGGAGACGUCUCACGACAGCAUACCAAGGCUCUUUGCUGUUGGAGGCAUGGCCAGCACAGCCUUCUAAUAUAACACAUACACUGGGCUGGAACAACACAAAAACAGUCAGCAACACUAUAGCAGUGUUGUGUUUUGGCAGUACUUAGACACAAUGCCAUGAGAAUAGGCCACAUGCUGCUUUUCUAUAUCAUUUCUACCACUAAAAUAUACAAAGACAAAUAUAAUAUACAGUAAUACAUAAAGUAUAUACACUGUCAGAGGUGUUGCAAUAAUACUUACAUGAAGGACAGCAACUCUACUUAACACUGGAAAAACAUUGUCAGUAAGAUGCAAACAUAAUGUAACAGUUUAUGUUUAUUAACCUGUGCUAUCAACCUAUUGUGAGAAAAUCAGUUGGACUGUAAAUAUGCAGGAAAGAAUAUACAGUUUGAGCAGGAUGAAAACUGAAUGGAAGAAUGCAUAAUGGAAGGAUUAAAAGCAUAAAAUGGAUGCUGAGGGAAGAAGAUGGGGAUGAAUUAAGAGGACAGGGAGGAACACGUCUGUGUUGACAUGAAUGGUAUAUUUUAGAUAGAUUACUAGAUUUACCAUUGCAUCUAUGAUGUUCAAUGGCCCAGACACACAAAUAUUUUGAGGUAAGUUAGCAAAAAUCUAGAAAGUGAUUUAUAGUUCUUCAGAUAAUUUCCAUUUUUAUUCCCUACUAUGUGCCAAAAGUGUACAAAAUUUCUUGUUUUUUUUUUUUAAAUCAAAGUGAAAUUACUUUGACUCUCCAAAAAACUGGUUUUGAGAGUUUACACAGAGUGAUUAUUCCAUUGCAGGACUUGUGAUUAAUAUGCUUACUCUAGAAAGUCACUUUCGGCUUUUCCCGUUUAGGGGUCGCCACAGCAAAUCGUCACACUGAUGACAUU